This is a messenger RNA of Didymodactylos carnosus, 5751 nucleotides long. Lineage: Eukaryota; Metazoa; Rotifera; Eurotatoria; Philodinida; Philodinidae. The record is from the annotation of a GenBank genome assembly.
CCGAUCGAGCUCAAACUUUUACCACAGAUAUUUCAGACCCUAUCUCAGGUUCUAAAUUUUUUUUCCCGAAAAAUAUGCUUUCCUUCUCAAGAUAUACGAAAAAUGCUGAAAGGCAGUAAAAAAAGCUGACUUUUUUUGCGUGAUUUUCAGCAUUUUUUCGAGGAGUCGUCAUGUGACUGGAUGAAAACUGGAGUUUUCCAGGAAACUCAUAUAAGAACAUCUCAGAAAAUUCUGGGUAAAAAUACAUCCAUUUUCUUUUUCGAUGUUCUAUCUCUGGUAUAAAUUUGAGCUCAAUCGGAUGUGUUCCGCACUUGGCAACAAGGUGAAAAAAGAGGGCGGGGAGUACUCUUAAGCACGGUGAAGUUUGAGAUGUAUUGUUGUCAGUAGAUAUACUGGAACAUUCCACACACCAGUUUUAAAAUACAUGCGAGGCAUCAGCAGACAUGUGCACUGAUAACAAAUGUUCGCCGGCGAUGGCGCCUAAUUCCAUAACUUUUUUUCGCCUUCGGCGGCGAUACAAACUUUUCACUCACGCCGGUGAGUGAAAAAUCUCGAAAUGAAGGGCUAAAUUUGUUUUCUUCACAGAGCUACUAUGUUUUCGAAAAAACGCUACUUGCCGCUGUUUUUUUUCAAGCGCUGAAUGCAACAGUUUCACCAUAUGAGAAAAGAAAAUAGACAUUCUGUCAAUGGAAGAGAAAGUUAAAAAAUCUUUCUUAAUCUUUUAUAAGUAUCAAAUAAUUGUUAUGAAUUGAAUUUUGUCUCCUUCAUCGUAUCCAAAUCCUACACACCUUACGUUGAAUAUCAGUCUCAUUAUGCUGAACAACUUGAGGCGUUUUCUCGUUCCUAUCAAACGUCGGUUACCACAGUUGUCACCGAUGGCGCUUAACCUCAAAAGUUUUUUCUGCCUUCGGCGGAAGCGAAUCGGUGUGGCGGCGCACAUGUCUGGGUAUAAGUGAGCAGAAUGAGCAUACAAAAUCUUUCUCUUUUACUAGAUUAAGGCUUAAACAUUCUCGGCUUAUAUUUGAUGAAGUUCGAUAUCAUUCGGUUCAAUGAUCAUCUCGUUAUAAUGAUCACACAAGAAGUGAAUGAAUAUACACAUCUCGUGACUGCGCCCUCUACAAUAUUUGAACUCGAAUCACAAAUGCAACUUCGUUUACGACGGAAGGUGGUUGAUUGAAGUUUUUGGUCUCUCACGUCGUAGUUAAACUUUUCUUUCAGCCACUGACUUGGAUUUUAGCUGAAAUUCUGUCGGGAGUAUAUUACGUAGUCGACGAUACCGACACGUUAAAAGACAAUGGAACAAGUAACAAAUCAUAUUACGCGGUAAAUUACGGUAGUUACUGCACGUUUUCAGAGAAAAAAAACAACAGUCAGUCAGACUAUACCAUAUACCAUGCGUUUCAAAAUUUUACUACUGUAACUCUUACGUUUAUAUUACGUCUUUUACAGAAAAAUUCUGCCGAGCCUUAUUUUAUUUACUAACAUUACACAGGUACUGUCAAAAUCUUCGGAUCCAUUAAUUAGAAAAUCCAGAGAGAAAAUGAUCGUACCAUUUGUUUGCUACAGUCAGUUUUCUCUUUCACCCAGCACUGUAUUUUUGACAAGAAGGAAGUAGAGGAGAAAAGAGUCGAUCGGACAUUGCUUUUUGACGUUUGCUUCCCUUGAAUUUGCUUAAAAGUUUUUUUUCUCCAGCAUUUGUCGUGUUAGUAAGGUGAAAAAAUCAACCGGAGUACUUUCUUGAGUAAUGCAAGGACACAUUGAGGAAAACUUAUGCAUUUAUUACUUUUUUUGUGUCAUAGUAAAUGCAAAUAAUAGAUUGAGGAAAAAAACGUUUGUUGUGAAAUAAGUAGAACAUUCUUUUUCUCUUUCUCUUUAACAAAUUAAGUACGUCAACGUAUAUUUGUCCGUCUAAAUAGAUUAUAUUUUUACCAUUCAGUGUGUCGCUCCCAACUAAAAACGCGAGCCUCUCAAAACUUUUUGUGUUCUCUUAUUUCUUUUCUUGAGGUAAAGAACGUCCACUCUGUUCUUUUUUCAAAAUUUUGUUAUUAUAUUUCUUUGUGUCCAUUGUCUUCUGAAGAGAAAAGAAUAAGUAUGCAAAGAUUAAAUGUAGAACGCACUUCGAUGGUAGUGCAUACAAACGAAUCUAUCGGAAGUAGAAAAUUUUCAUUUUUCGCUAGCAAACUAACUUUUGGACCUUUUUUCUCACACACACACUAGAAUUUGUUUUGGCGUUUUUUGGGCACCUACCAAAAAAAAGUUUUUGGGCCCGCACACUUCUUGCUCUGUGUGUAUAAGAGCGAUCUAUUGAAGUUGAACCCAAAUAAGUAGCACUUAUGUGUGAAAGUGUGGGAAACAGUUAUAAUGGCUUCUUUGUCUAAUUCCUAUCAACCUUUUUAUUAUUGAUGUCAGUGCAACAGGAAGGUGUAAAAGUGAUAAAGAAGAAGACAGUCACACUGUGCGGUCUCUCGAUGUAUUUCGUAUGCAUAAUUGAUUAAUAGUUUAGUAAGCUCUUACAUUUAAAACACGAGAUGCUCAUAUCUGGAGAGAACGUAUUGCAUUUAGAGACGUUAGAGAUUUUGCCCUGUAUAAUCUGCUAUAUCCAAUAUUCACACAAUUUAGAUUUUCCAGAAGUUUUCCAAAAACGAUGGAUAAUGAGUAAGAAGAAAGAAAGAAAAUCUUAGAUCUUUCGAAUAUUGAGAAGGGCUGCACUCUCCCUUUAUCGUUACUAUAACGGGUAAUGUAAAUCCAUUACCUGUUACCAGUAACCGCAGUGAAAAUCCAUUGCUCUUGUUACUUCUGGAAAAGCAACGAGUAAACUAUUUUCUUGAUUUAGAUAACGCGUUAAUUCAUUUGUUAGCUCUGUGAUGCUUAUAGAAACAUUGAUUUAAAGGAUAGAUUUUUGUUAGUUCGGUGAUACAAGCACAUUCUAAUAUACAGAACUCGUGUUAACCACACAGCGUGGGAUUUCAGUCCAAGCAUGUGUUUUUUAAUAGGAGUGAUACGUACAGCAGCGUUUCCCAAUUUAUUUUAGCCAUGGAACCCUUUCAUAAAAUUUAAAACUUUGCGGAACCCCAGUAGUAUUUUGACAUAAUAUUUGACAAAAAUUAUUUAAGACUACGUAAUUUUUUUUAUGUCCUGAAAUUAAUUUUUAUCUUCUUAUUUUUUUCUGGCGGAACCCUUGGUUUCACUUCACGAAACCCCAAGGUUCCAUGGAACCCCAUUUGGGAAACGCUGCCGUAGAAACAUGAACCGUUUCAAAAAAAGAUAUCUUUCAUCAGUUAGAGAUGUUUAACAAAAUAAAUAAGGAGUUGUCGAAACAACAAAAAGAAUGUUUUAUUGUUACUUUACUUUUUAAAGUUUCCAUUAUACAUUAUCGUUACUGGUAACAAGUAACAAAUUUCCAUUGCACGUUAUUAGUAAGUAGUAACGAAAAAUCGUUACUUUUCAGAGUAAAGUAACGGGAACGUACCAUCUCUAAUGUUGAGCAAAAUACGGUACCUCAAUAGAACUAAGUGGAGAAAUGAAUUCUUAUUUUGGAAUUAUCCAUGAUUUGUGAUAUAAUGUUAGAAAUUUUUUUAUUUGGAAAUAAGGAUUAAUUAAUCGCAGCAGAAGUUUUUACUAAUUAAUAGAAACCAUGAUAGAUAAUCAAUUAUAGGUAGAGUCCAACAAUACAACCUGUUCUUUCUGCUGCAGCUUCUUUUCCAUCCGUACUCUGGAAAUAAUGAACAAUAAAAACCAAGCAAGCUGUCCCAAUAUCGGAGUCAUUCGUCAGUAUUCUUACUACGUUUUUGUUGGCAUACGAAAUAGUGAGGAUGCUCUAGGAAUAAUAACUUCACUUCCUCACUAAAAUCUGACAUUAAGCCAUCUAAGGUCGAAAUCUUCAGCUGCGUUAAUAGGCAGAGAGAGUUAAUUCAAAAACAAAGGCUGUAGAAGAAUGUUCUGCGUUCAUUUUUAAAAGAACGAGAGAUAGUAAUGAGACAACACAGAACGUGAGCAGCACCCCAUUCACAGAACACGACAAAAUUUAUGUAGAAGAUAUGAAGAAAACGUUAUCGUGUCUUGUCUUUUCUUGUUGUAUUAACAAUAUUCUCACAGGAUUUUCAAUUAUAAAGGUUGUUAUUGACUUUUACCAGUUUUAAUUUUUGUUUCAGUUAUACUUUGUAUUUUUAAGACAUUUUCUAUGAACAACAAGUUAGCUAUCAUCUGAUUACUCAUCGAGAGUUUUGUUUUUCUUUUCAGUCUUAAAUUAAAAAAAAACAUUCAUACUUUUGUAUGGUAUACGUAAAGCUUUGAGUUGAUAGAUCGAAUACGUACCUGAUAUGUCAUUCGUUGCGUUGGAACAAAGAUGUUUCUGUUUUCUUACAGUUUUAUUUAAUUGUAAUAAUCUCUUGCAUAUCAGCAUAUCUUCGCUUUUCCUCAAUCAUGUGUUGCUUUAAGAGUUGCGUUUUUUUGUGAUUUUUACAUAAUAAUUUUUUAUUUCAGAGUAGUUAGUAUUGUGCUUUUUUGUACGAUUUCCAUGUGUUAUUUUGAAUUUUAGGUAAUAAAAUGUCUUAUCGAAAUAACAAUACCAACGAAAACCUAGACGAGAAUCGUCAUCGGCAACAAUACUCCUCACGUUUUGUUUACAGUACAAAUCGAAAACAAAAUGUAUAUCGAGACGAUCAUCGUAAUAACGAUGAAGAAAAACAUUCAGACGGUGAUAAUUCAGAUAAUGAUCAUGAGUACAACAAUAAUCAUAAUGAGAAUGAACAAAAUGACGACAAUGAAGAUACACAAAAUCGUCGAGGACGUUUUCGGGGACGAGGAAGAGGGCGAGGCCGAUUUCGUGGUAUGCCAAUUUAUGGCUUUUACCGUUCAUUUCAACCCUAUAAUUAUUAUAUGAAUGCUCAGGGUGGUUAUCCUCCAACAUAUCGUUAUAAUUCAUAUUAUAAUUCAUAUUCAUCGUACCCUCCAUCUUAUUAUGGCUCUGAUUUUCAAUCUGGGUACGACUAUAAUAUGAAUCAAUAUGGUUAUGCUCCUCCAUUUUUUCGAGGUCGGGGACGUCGCGGUGGAUUUCGAGGACGUUCACGUGGUCGCGGAAAUAAUAACAAUCGUGAUACCGAUAAUGAAAAUGGAAAUGAACGUGCCGAUAAUGAUCGGCGAAGACGUCAACAAGGUGAUGAUGGUGAAGAGCACGUAGAGAAUGCUGAACAACAAGAUGGAAAUGAUGCAAACAACAGUGCAAAUGUUAAGCGGAAACGUCGAAAUUCAAGAAGAAAAAGAAAUAGUUCACGGCGUAAUACAAAUGCGUCACAAGGUGGAGAUGCAACUAGCGGCAAAGAAAAUGAUGACACACCCCCUAAAAAUUUAACUGAUGCUCAAAUUAUCAAAUCAGUUGUUCGUGGUAUGGUUAAUAAAGUAUCAAGAAGAGUUCGUCGACGAAGUCGACGUCAGAGUAGUGCACAAAAUGAUAAAGAUCAGAAUGCAACAGACGGUGAACAGACUAACGAAAAUGCCACUGAUACAAUUAAUGAACGUGGUGGUCGUGGAGGAAGAGGGCGUGGCGGAUUCCGAGGUGGAUUUCGAGGCGGCUUCCGUGGUAGAGGAGGUUAUUAUGGUCCAUAUUUUAGUGGAUAUCGUGGUUUUGGACGUUCUGGAAGACGAGGCGGAAGAGGUAGAGGUAGAGGUCGUGGACGCGGCGGCAUAAAUCAACAAGAUGACAAUAAUGAUGGUGGGUUAUUAGUAAAUCAUCGAUUAACUUAUCAUAAUUGA